AAAGUAAACAACGUUUCUGAUAACCUUGCACAUUCAAAACAUGUCACAUCACAAAAACACCAUCCUGGAAUACACAAGAUAUAGACUUAAAAACAACCUUAUCAGAAAAGAUAAAUGUAUCGAUGUUGUUCUGUUCCAGAUCCACCUUCCUCCUGCCUGGGCACCUUUAUCAGAGGGCCUGUGGAGUCACAAGUGAUGUUUUGCACUCAAGGAUGUCAAGAAAACUGCUGCCUGUUUACCAUACUCAGACCUGAGUCUGCACUUAUGUUGUUCUUUAUUUUGUUGUUUGUUUGCAUUGUGGGAAAAAGUAUCCCUGUAAAAGAAGGCCACAUGUUUGUUUGUGUGUGCGUGUGUGUGUGUGUGUGUGUGUGUGAGACCGAAGCUGCAACAUAACUGGGCUACGUUUGGGCUGGAUCUGUCCCAACAGUAACUGCUAUCUGGUGUGGGAACCCCCACUGUGAUUCACACAGUAAUCUGGCGAAGUUUCACCUUUGUCCCCUGAACACACACACACACAUACAGAGCUAAUCCAUACACAGUGAGAGCACAUACUCAAAGACACAAGCUGAAACUUGGAGCUCACGAACCCUUCCAUUAAGCGUGGAUUUUCCUCAGAACCAACACACAGACACCAUCGGACCGAAUACACAGAAUACUCAACAGAAAGAGGAAAGCCUCACACACAGGCCUAAUACACAGGCAUUGUAUGCCUCUCCGGGCAAAUCUCUCGGACAAGACGCCUCGGAGAGAGACAGAGAGAGAGAGAGAGACUGCCAACCCCCCAGAGGACACUCUAGCCCAGAACCAGACCGAUGUCUCUGGUCUCCAGCAAGGGUUGCAGCAGAAUGGAGCUUCUGAAUCUCUUAAUGGAGCAGCAACCAAUCACAAUGGCUCAGUGUCAAGGAGACGGGCGGCAUGGCAACCACAGCUGGCCAAUCACAGACCUCCAACAGCCCCUGUCUCCUGUAGGUGGCACUGUAGAGGACUUCCUGGACUCUCUGCUGGACGAGUGUGUGUCCGGUCCCUCCUCCUCCUCCUCCCCGUUCUGGGCCUCCUCCCCAUCGGACAGUGGCAUCAGCGAUGACCCGCAGUCUGACCAGCUGGACAGCCCCCCACCCCCAAUGCUCCCCGCCAGCCUUGACCAGCUCUACUUCCCCUCCACGCCGACUCUUCCUCACCCACCCCAUCAUCCUCAUCCUCCUCCUCCUCAUCAUCAUCAUCAUCAUCAUCUUCCUCCUCAUCAACAGCAGCAGUCUCUAGUCACUGGGAUGCUGUUGGAUGCUGCUGAACCAGAUAUUUCUAUCGACCUUGGAGGAUGGGAUCCAUCUUUCUACUCCAGUGUUCCACCUCAGAUGCAACAGAUGAACUCCAGCUUCCCCCUCACUGUUAAAGAUCUACUGCUCUCAGGAACUGCAGAACAGUCUAAGCAGUCCAGUCCAGCCAGUCAGCAGGACCUGGUGCUCAAUGAAGAUGAGAAAAAGCUGCUGACUAAAGAAGGGGUCAGUCUGCCCACCCAGCUACCACUGACCAAGUAUGAGGAGAAGAUUCUUAAGAAGAUCCGCAGAAAGAUCCGGAACAAGCAGUCAGCACAGGAGAGCAGGAAGAAGAAGAAGGAAUACAUUGAUGGUCUCGAAGAGAGGAUGGCAGCCUGUAAUGCACAGAAUCAAGAGCUGCAGAGGAAAGUAUUUCAGCUAGAGAAAAACAACACCUCUCUGCUGGAACAGCUGCGGAGGCUGCAGAGUUUGGUCAUGUCCAGCAGCAACAAACCAGCACAGACAGGGACUUGUAUUCUGGUACUGCUGCUGUCCUUUUCGCUGAUCCUCUUCCCCAGUCUGAAGCCCCUCUCACGCAGCCGGGUGGGAGACACAGCAGACAUCAGCUCAGCCCGAGUCCACUCGCGGUCACUGCGCUCAGUGGUGGAGGUGCACGCCUUCUCCCCUCGGCACCCCCUGCAGGCCGACACAGGCGCUGCGACUGCCCUGUUGACCAAGCUGAAGCUUCCACUGCGUCCGGGCUACGCCGACAUGGAGUUGAGCAUGGCCGUGCCCCCCCAGGUACACAACCACAGUAGCCUGGAGCCCCCCCACCCUGACCACCUGCACCACCACGACCCCAUCACUGGACGGGGGGCAGUAGGAGUUGAGGGUGCUCACACCUGGAUGGCCCACCCUGAUGCAGCCCUGCUUCGUCGCCGUGACGACCGAUGAGCCGCUGAUGCUGCUGCUGUUGAUUGUUUUUUCUUUAUUUGUUUGUUUGAUUUUCUGAUAUUUGUUUGUGUUUGCAUUGUUUGUGUGCCUGUACAUGUUGAUUGUGACUGGCCAUGAGGCUUCUGUAAAGUUAAAGACAGGGAGCUUUCACACUGGAAGCAUUUAGCUGAUGAUGCUCUGGUGAUCAGUGACCUCUGACCUUUGAGCUGUGUGUCUCCACACUCAUGCCUUCCUGUCCUGUGUGUGAGUGUUUUACUGAUAGGGAUCAGGCCAGUCAGUUCUCCUUUGGCUAGACAGACAUUUCAGCAAAAUUACUCCCUGUGUGUGGAUUUGUAUUAUUUUAUUACUUUAUUUCUUAUGAAAUGACAAAGAACAAAAAGCUUAUUGUAAGAGUGUAAAGAAUACAUUUGGUUAAAAUUGUGAAAAGUAAAAUCCA
This is a messenger RNA of Alosa sapidissima (American shad), 2643 nucleotides long. RefSeq names its product cAMP responsive element binding protein 3-like 3b (gene creb3l3b). The record is from RefSeq and is a predicted model, not a curated record. The coding region runs from base 813 to 2207 and encodes 464 amino acids. Gene Ontology annotation, molecular function: RNA polymerase II cis-regulatory region sequence-specific DNA binding; DNA-binding transcription factor activity, RNA polymerase II-specific. Gene Ontology annotation, biological process: regulation of transcription by RNA polymerase II. Lineage: Eukaryota; Metazoa; Chordata; Actinopteri; Clupeiformes; Clupeidae. Gene Ontology annotation, cellular component: nucleus. The transcript is spliced from 10 exons.